Molecule: messenger RNA, 1527 nt
Organism: Talaromyces stipitatus ATCC 10500
Lineage: Eukaryota; Fungi; Ascomycota; Eurotiomycetes; Eurotiales; Trichocomaceae
Product: protein phosphatase 2A catalytic subunit Pph21, putative
Exons: 6
Coding region: 207-1196 (329 amino acids)
Biological process (GO): peptidyl-serine dephosphorylation; mitotic cell cycle
Cellular component (GO): cytosol
Molecular function (GO): protein serine/threonine phosphatase activity
Source: RefSeq, a predicted model, not a curated record
ACGUCGACAAAAACAUUUCUAUCACUCUGUCAUAAAAUAAACAACCAAGUCCCUUUUGCAAAUAUAACUGUCUCGUUAAGCGUCUUUUUUUUUUCUGUCACUGGCUAGGCCUUGCUGUUCAUAUUGGCCUAGACACGAGACCCUCGAUCCGUCCACCCCCUCCUUCAGGUCUUAUUACGUUGACCUUUCUUCUCACACAAGACAACAUGGAAAACAACAUGGAAAUCGAUACAGCACGUUCUCCUGAGCCUCACAACCUCUCACCCAUUUCAGACCCAGCAUCUAUACCCACACUUGAUGGAUGGAUUGAGAGUUUGAUGAGUUGCAAGCAGUUGGCAGAGAACGACGUGCAGCGAUUGUGUGAUCGGGCCAGAGAAGUACUUCAAGAUGAGUCAAACGUUCAGCCGGUGAAAUGUCCCGUUACGGUUUGUGGAGAUAUUCAUGGACAGUUUCAUGACUUAAUGGAAUUGUUCCGUAUUGGAGGACCUAAUCCAGACACAAACUACCUUUUCAUGGGUGACUAUGUUGACCGUGGAUACUACUCUGUUGAAACCGUUACACUACUUGUUGCCCUGAAAAUUCGCUAUCCUCAACGCAUCACCAUCCUUCGUGGAAAUCAUGAAUCUCGCCAGAUCACUCAGGUCUACGGGUUUUACGACGAAUGUCUACGUAAAUAUGGAAAUGCGAACGUUUGGAAGUACUUCACCGACCUCUUCGACUAUCUCCCUCUUACCGCUUUGAUCGAGAACCAGAUUUUCUGCCUUCACGGAGGUCUCAGUCCAUCAAUUGAUACCCUCGACAAUAUCAGAUCCCUAGAUCGCAUUCAAGAAGUUCCUCACGAGGGUCCCAUGUGUGAUUUACUGUGGAGUGAUCCUGACGAUCGAUGCGGAUGGGGAAUCUCUCCUCGUGGUGCUGGUUAUACAUUCGGACAGGAUAUCUCGGAGGCGUUCAAUCACAAUAACGGCUUGACUCUCGUUGCACGUGCACACCAAUUGGUUAUGGAGGGUUACAACUGGUCUCAGGAUAGAAACGUUGUCACAAUCUUCUCAGCCCCGAAUUAUUGCUACCGCUGUGGUAACCAAGCUGCUAUCAUGGAGAUUGAUGAACACUUGAAGUACACAUUCUUGCAAUUCGACCCAUGCCCCCGAGCUGGAGAACCGAUGGUCUCGAGACGAACCCCUGACUAUUUCCUCUAAGCCACGACCGAAUACUACCUUCUUGAACAAAUGAUGAAUCACAUUGGUCUUAUACCCGGAGUCCCCUUGUCUUAAUUUACCUUUGUCCUACAUCACAAGUCAGUUCAAGUCGCUUGGCAUAUGAAGGGCUGUCUUUCUGGAAAUGUCGUCUAAGAAGGAACAACAGAAUUCUAAUGACCGACACAUGUGUGUGCGCAUUCUGGCUACUCGCUUAUCGCUGAUAUCAGGACUGAAAGGCGCGGCAGUUACUUACAUGCGCAACCACAUGCUUAUGUUUCUAUCCUAAUCGUUAGACCUAAUGAGAAAUCGAAUGUAAGAGUGUUUGGAAUUG